Molecule: messenger RNA, 1010 nt
Organism: Selaginella moellendorffii
Lineage: Eukaryota; Viridiplantae; Streptophyta; Lycopodiopsida; Selaginellales; Selaginellaceae
Product: plastid lipid-associated protein 3, chloroplastic
Exons: 7
Coding region: 96-770 (224 amino acids)
Source: RefSeq, a predicted model, not a curated record
AUGGCGCGGGCGAUGGCGAUUUCGGCUCUACCGGCUGCGCGUCUCUCGAGAGUAGGCCUCUGGAUUCUUCCCACAUUUUUCUUUUCUUUCUGCGAAUGGGAUUGGAUUUAGCCAGGCUUGCUCCGCUUCUGACAAAGACAAGCUCCAAAUUCCCGCUGCUGCUAGUGUCCCCGAGCUCAAGACGACGAUCUUACGCUCUGUGUCUAAUACAAAUCGUGGAUGCAACGAGUGAGCAAAAGCAAAAGAUCUUGUCACUGGUGGAAGAACUAGAGCGUAUGAAUCCCACGGAAAACCCAGUAAACUCUCAUCUUUUGUCUGGAACUUGGGCUUUACUUUACACGGCUCCACUGAAUGAAGAAAUUGUGGAUAGAUAUGCUGGCACCGAAGAGGGCCCUUUUCUUUCAAGAAUCAAACCACUGGCAUUUGGAACUAUCAAGCAAACUCGAAGCUUGCAGAUUAUCGAUUCCAUCAAUGGGAGCGUGAAAAACAUUGCAGACUUUUCCUUUCUUGGGAUCAAUGGUUCUCUGUGCAUAAACGCAGCAGCCGUAAAAUCUUUGGAGCCUGACACACAAGGCGUCCGCCUGCUCGUCACGUUUGAGAGCUUUGUGUUGACGAUCAACAGGAUCCGAGUUGCCACCAUUUCUCUCGCGUUUAUCAAACCAAAGGGAUGGGUUGACACUACGUACUUGGACGACGAUAUGAGAGUCGGGCGAGGUGACAAAGGAUCCAUUUUUGUUGCCGUGAGAACGAAAAUGGUCCCAUCACUAUAAUUUCGAUCCAGGUGAUGAUCCAUUCGAUUCUCGGUUUUUGCAAAGGAUCAACUUACGAGCUGCCGCUAUCAGAGACUCGAAGAUCACAGUGACUGUUGCAUUUUGCUCUCCGGAUCUUCUCACAUUGCCGGAGCUUAGAAAAUGAUAUCGCCAGGCUGAUCAAAACAUUUGUACCAGGGAAGAUGAGAAACAACGCGCUUCACUCUAAAAAAGCUAUCCAGCCGGAGUAUAUUCCAAGAA